Messenger RNA from Paecilomyces variotii, 7206 nucleotides. RefSeq names its product glycogen synthase. Gene Ontology annotation, biological process: fungal-type cell wall (1->3)-alpha-glucan biosynthetic process. NCBI's taxonomy places the organism in Eukaryota, Fungi, Ascomycota, Eurotiomycetes, Eurotiales, Thermoascaceae. The transcript is spliced from 4 exons. The coding region runs from base 1 to 7206 and encodes 2401 amino acids. The record is from RefSeq and is a predicted model, not a curated record. Gene Ontology annotation, cellular component: fungal-type cell wall. Gene Ontology annotation, molecular function: alpha-1,3-glucan synthase activity.
AUGUUCUUCGCAAAGAUGCAGCACUCAGUGCUCGUGAUACUUUCGUUGCUGAGUGUGACGGCGCUAUGUUGGCCCUAUACCGAGUCGCUCGUUGACUAUAAUUUGAACGAAAAUAAAACCGCUACGGGGCCGAUUGAUUACUGGGGUGAAUGGCCGGAUCACGAUUAUCAUCCAUCGCCCGAUAACUGGCGCUUCCCAAUAUAUACGAUCUUCUUGGACCGCAUAGCCAACGGUGAUCCGACGAAUGAUGACAUUAACGGUACCUCCUUCGAGCAUGUGCUGGACUCGAAUCAGAUGCGCCAUGGAGGCGAUCUGGUCGGUCUGAUUGAUACGUUGGAUUAUAUCCAGGGAAUGGGCUUCAAGGCCAUCUACUUCGCUGGAACGUACUUGAUGAACCUGCCCUGGGCCUAUGAUGGUUACUCCCCGGUUGAUACCACUCUGCUGGACAUGCAUCACGGUACCCUUGCGGAUUGGAGACGGACUAUUGAUGAGAUCCACAAACGGGAUAUGUAUGUUAUCGUGGAUAACACGCUGGCAACACUGAGCAACCUCAUCGGUUUCAAAGGCCAUCUCAACGACUCAGCCGAUUUCAAAGCAAACGAAUACGAAGUCGAAUGGAUCACGGACAGACAGUAUGUCGACUUCAAGUUCUCAAACGAGUACAAUGAAACGUGCAACUACCCCAAGUUUUGGAACGAGGACGGCUACCCGUUGACUACCGGCGGUGUCCAGGACCUGAAGGGCUGCUAUAAUAGUGACUUCGAUCAGUACGGAGAACUGGAGGCUUUCGGCAACUUUCCUGACUGGCAGCGUCAACUUACCAAGUUCGCUUCGGUGCAGGAUCGUCUGCGGGAGUGGCACAAGCCUGUUCGCGAUAUCAUCACGAAACAUUCCUGCAUUCAGAUUGCUAGUCUGGAUGUCGAUGGGUUUCGUUUUGACAAGGCCGUACAAGCAACCCUCGAGCCCCUGGGUGAUAUGACUGCUGUCUACCGUGAAUGUGCAAAGAAAUACGGCAAGGACAACUUCUUCCUCCCUGGAGAAAUCACCUCUGGAAAUACCUUUGGUAGUCUGUAUCUCGGUCGCGGCCGUCAGCCAAAUCAGCUUCCUGCCUCCGCUGGCGCUGGUGUCAAGAUCACCAAUGAUUCAGACUCGUACUUCCUCAGAGAAGACGGGCACCAGGCGUUAGAUGCCGCCGCCUUCCACUAUACGAUCUAUCGUUCGAUGACCCGUUUCCUAGGAAUGGACGGUAACCUGGUCGCCGGUUUUGACUUGCCCACGGACUUCAUCGAAGCUUGGAACGGGAUGCUUGUGACAAAUGACUUCCUGAAUGCUUUCACAGGCGAGCUGGACCCGAGACAUAUGUACGGUGUCUCCAAUCAGGAUAACUUCCGCUGGCCGGCAAUCAAGAAUGGCACAGAGAAGUAUCUCCUUGGUCUUUUCAUCGUCACGUUGGAGCUCCCUGGAAUCCCACUUAUCUUGUGGGGUGAAGAACAGGCGAUGUACGUCUUCGAUGCCACUGCCACGAAUUAUCUGUUCGGCCGGCAGCCCCUGACAUAUCAAACCGCCUGGUGGACGCAUGGCUGCUUCAGUCUGAACACGACGAAAUUCUACGAUUUCCCUAAUGACAAGGGACUGAACGGUUGCAACGACAUCACGGUCACGUACGACCAGCGGAACCCGGCUCACCCGCUGCGCAAUAUCAUGAAGCGCAUGUUCGAGAUUCGGGAGCAGUAUCCGGUGGCCAAUGACGGUUUGUAUUUGGAGACGAUAUCCCAGCUUACAAAGAACGUUUAUCUGCCAGGUUCAUCGGGAACUCCCACAGUGACCGGUCUGUGGUCGGUAUUGCGAACCUACUUCCCAGGAGUCCAGAAGCAGGCUACCGGCGAUAGCAACAGCACCUUUUGGCUUGUCUACCAUAACGACAACAAAACAGUUACCUAUGGCGGCGACUGCGACAAGACGGAUACCGCGCUGUUGGCACCGUUCAAGUCAGGGACGAAGCUCAAGAGUGUGUUCUACCCUUACGACGAGAUCACUGUGGGUGCUGGUCCCAGCCAGAACAACACCAAUGACUACGGAUGCAUUUCUAGCAUGAAAUUGCUGCCAUGGGAAUACCGCGCCUACGUCGAAGCCGAAAACUUCGUUGAUCCCGGUCCUACUGUCACCGAGUUUCUGCCCGGUCACGAUGCCCGAUUGCUAUCUUCGACAGAUAAUGGUGAGACUAUCGACAUCCAGCUUGGAUAUUCACUUGAGAUGGACUGUGACGGUAUCACCAACGCAAUCUCUCUCAACUCCACGACAGAAAAGGGUAUCACAGCCUCUCUUGAUACGUCAAGCGUCAACUGCACCAAAGUCACUCCGAGGACGACCAGUAACAAUUACGUUGGAGAGAUACCCACCGUCUGGACAUGGUCCGCCAAGCUGAACAAUGUCCAUCACGGAAUCCACCAGCUGACGGUCAAGAACGUCUCGACGACGUCCGGCGUCCACACGAAUGCUGUUGAUCGGUUCUUGUUCCGUGUCGGAAGUCAGAAUAAUCCCCUGCUGUCUCCGUUUGCCAAUUACUCCACCAGUCUUGUACACAAAUCCGACGAUGGCAGUUUCUAUAUCGAGCAUGCUGCCGCUGGAGCUGAUCAGUUCCGAUACUCCACUAAUUUCGGUCUGACCUGGUCCGACUGGCAGGCAUAUAAGGGUGGCAACACGACCGUCGAGAUCACACCUUUCACCGGUACAAAAGCUCAGAAGUGGGAGGGAACUCACAUCCGCGUGCAGUACUUCUCGAAACUCACCGGCAGCAGUGAUUAUGUCCAGGAAGGUGAUUAUGGCUGGAAGGACGGCGUGCCACGACGAUUCCCGAAUAUGUUCUGGAACGGUCCGUACAACCAAUUCGGCUACGAUGCAGGACUGCCUAACAAGAUGAGAUUCGACACCGAGGAGCGUCGCUGGAAGUUUGAUUUCGUCUAUGAGUGGCCGGCUGUGGGACAAAUCAGUGUCUGGGGAUCUGAUAAGGAUGGCACGCCCGAUCAGACAGCAGUAUAUGGGGAUGUCGAUAACUCGUCGGUCGUGCAGAGGCUCCCCCCGUCCUAUCUAUCGUCCAACGUGAUCAACAUGACCCAGUUGCCUCCAUUCCCGCAUCUCGGCUGGACCAUCUCGCUUGACGACAGCAACUUGAGAUAUGAGCUGAUUCCAGUCGGGUCUGGAUGGGCCCAACUCGUGCUAUACGUUCUCCUCUGGGUCAUCCCGGUUCUCAUGGGUCUUGCCGGAGUGUUUAUCUUCAUUCGGACUUUCUACCGCGUUAAACUCAACCGGGAUGGCAACGUGGCUGCAGAAGACAAGCUGCCUCUCUUGUUUUGGCGCAAAGUUCGAGGAAAGCUCGGCAGAGAUGAUUCCAUGGACGGUGCAUUGUCUGAGAAAGCUCUGCCGCCAACGGAAAUUGCUAUCGCGGCGGCCCCUGAGCGUCGGCGUACGGUGUUGAUUGCCACGAUGGAAUACAACAUUGAAGAUUGGAAAGUCAAGGUCAAGAUCGGUGGUCUAGGUGUUAUGGCACAGCUCAUGUCCCAGAAUCUGGGCCACCAAAACCUCAUCUGGGUGGUUCCGUGUGUCGGCGACAUUGACUAUCCUCGGGACUCUCCAACUGAGCCAUUUGUGGUCACUAUCCUAGACAAAGCCUACUUGGUCAACGUUCAGUAUCAUGUCGUCGGCAACAUCACCUACGUCUUACUCGACGCUCCUGUUUUCCGCCAGCAGACCAAGGCAGAGCCCUACCCUCCUCGCAUGGAUGAUCUCGACAGCGCAAUCUACUAUUCAGCGUGGAACCAGUGUAUCGCAGAGACAAUCAAACGUUUCCCUUCAAUCGACCUCUACCACAUCAAUGAUUUCCACGGAUGUCUGGCGCCACUUUACCUGCUGCCGACGCGUACUAUUCCCGUCUGUCUAUCCUUGCACAACGCCGAGUUCCAGGGUCUGUGGCCACUGAGGAACCCUCAAGAGAAGAAGGAAGUAUGCGCGGUCUUCAACCUACCUAUCGAAACUGCAUCCAAAUACGCUCAAUUCGGAAACGUGUUCAACCUGCUCCACGCCGGUGCUAGCUAUCUCCGCUUCCACCAGCGCGGCUUCGGUGCAGUGGGUGUGUCCAAGAAGUACGGAAAGCGCUCAUGGGCUCGGUAUCCGAUUUUCUGGAGUCUCGAAAAAAUCGGCAGUCUUCCAAACCCCGAUCCUUCUGACACUGGCGCCCUGGAGGCGGACCCUGACGCUGAGGCUCCUAUCCAACCCUACGAAGAGCGCAUCAACGACAAGCUGCAGGCACAGAAAUGGGCUGGUCUGAACCAAGACCGCAACGCGGACCUAUUGGUGUUCGUCGGACGAUGGUCGAAGCAGAAGGGUGUAGAUUUGAUUGCAGACGUUAUACCUGCUGUUCUAGCCUCCAGGCCUCAGGUGCAGCUGAUCUGUGUUGGUCCCAUCAUCGAUCUGUACGGUAAGCUCGCUGCUAUCAAGCUCGAGCGCAUCAUGGCAAUGUAUCCCGGUCGAGUGUUCUCAAAGCCCGAGUUCACUGUUCUUCCCCCAUACGUGUUUUCCGGUGCCGACUUCGCCCUGAUCCCGUCUAGAGACGAGCCCUUCGGUCUGAUUGCCGUCGAGUUCGGCCGUAAGGGUGCUCUGGGAAUUGGUUCUCGCAUUGGAGGUCUCGGGCAGAUGCCCGGCUGGUGGUACACGGUUGAAUCUGACGCAACCCGUCAUCUCCUGCACCAGCUGAGAACUGCUAUCAAAUCGGCUUUGGACUCGUCACAGGAAACUCGGGAGUCGAUGCGUGCAAAGUCCGCCAAGCAGCGUUUUCCUGUGCUUGAAUGGAUCCAGAAACUUGAAACGCUCCAACGCACUGCGAUCCAGAUCCACCACGCGAAGAACAAGAGCACAGUGGCGGGCCCGAUGCCAGAGUCUCAGAGCUACUGGGAGACGCAGAGCACGCGUUCAUCCGCGCCAGAACUUCCUCGAUCAACUCAGUCGAUGACGGAGAGUCUGGAGACGCCGCCAGGGGAAAUGAUCCAGCAUGCCCAGGAGAGACUUGAAGAGAUCCAGGCGGCUGGAGGAGAAGGCAAGAAGAACGGUCUGGGACGCAAACUCUCGCUCGGUCGACGAGCUGGACCUGGCCAGGGCAGAAAGCGUCUGAGCAAGAAACCACCACGCGAGAGCCAGAUCUAUGACGACGAUGAAACCACCGAUGCUGACGAUGACGGCACUGCUACUCCGCGAGUGAACUAUAUCUCUCCCGAAGAGGCCAUGGACGCUAUCAACCACACUCUUGGCUCUCAGGAUAUCGGCACACCUCGCUGGAAUAACAGCACCAACUCGUUGUCGCUAGCUGGUCCCCGGGCGUCUUACUUCACUGUGCCCGGCUCUCCGUACUAUAUCUCGCGGUCUUCGUCUCCGGCUCCCAGAACACCUUCCGAACUACCAUACCAAUACCAUGCUUUCUCCGGUGACAACACUCCCCUGUCUCAGUCUCGCAAUGUCUCCGUGCUGUCCUUGCCCUCGGUCGUCGCCGAUCACAAGCAGCCCGUCUUCGAGCUGCAAAAGGUCGACCCAACCUUCACGGACAGCAUGGGCCACUUCACACGACGCUUCGAGGAGAUGCUCAGCAAUCUGAACAAGAAAAACUCCACGACUGACUGCUGUAUCGAGACAUAUCUGAUGAAGAGCGAGCGCAAGUUCUUCAACAUGUACACUGACGCCCAGCUCAAGAAGCAAUCCAAGAACCAUCCAGUGUCCGAUAUCACUGCGGACAGCUUUGUCGAGGAUACGCAAUACAACCGCGUCUCGCACACCACCGGAAGUUCAGAGUCGCACGAGGAAGCGGAUGAAAUGGAUCAAUGGCUCUCUCGUCUGGGAUACAAGCGGCCGAUGGUGAUUCAAAGAUUCAUGCGACGCCGGAUCGGAAACUGGCCUAUCUACGCUCUAUUCCUCGGUCUGGGACAGAUCAUCGCGACCAACUCGGCCCAAAUCACCCUGCUUGUCGGCCAGGUAGGUGAGACGGCAACGAAGCUGUACAUCAUCGCGGCGAUCUACUGCGUUACCUCGAUCAUCUGGUGGUUCAUGUUCUACCGCUUCCCAUCAGUGAUCGUCCUCACGCUCCCGUGGUUCAUAUACGGAUUUGCCUUCGUCAUCAUUGGCGUCUCUCCAUUCGGUCUCUCCAGCCUCGGAAGAGGAUGGGCUCAGAACGUCGCAGCUGGCGUCUACUCCGCAGCGUCUUCUUCCGGGUCGUUAUUCUUCGCCCUCAACUUCGGUGACCAGGGCGCCGUCCCCGUGAAAGACUGGAUGUUCCGCGCAAGUCUCAUCCAGGGUAUCCAGCAGAUCUACACGGUCGUGCUCUGGUACUGGAGUUCCAAGGUCACAGCCGCGGAAAUCGGAGGCGUCUCCAGCGCGGCUCUGAGAUCAUGGAUCCUAACGGCCGUGACGAUGCCCAUUGCCGGAUUAUGCUUCCUCAUCGGCAUCCUCCUCGCACUGGGCCUGCCCAAAUACUACCGUCAAUCGCCCGGCCGGAUCCUCUUCUUCUACACCUCUCUCUUCCGUCGGCGCAUCGUCCUCUGGUUCUUCUUCAUGGUCAUCAUCCAGAACUGGUUCCUCGCCGCUGAAUUCGGUCGUAACUGGUCCUUCCUCUGGUCCUCCCAACACGCCAAUGCAUGGGAGGUCGCCAUCCUGGUCGUCUUCUUCUUCAUCGUCCUCUGGGUCAUCAUCCUCUUCAUCUUCCGCUACCUAUCCAAGGAACACAGCUGGAUCCUGCCCGUUUUCGGUCUCAGUAUCGGCGCACCACGCUGGGCUCAAACAUGGUGGGGAACGUCCAAUAUAGGCUACUACCUCCCCUGGGCAGGAAGUCUUAUAUCCGGCUCUCUUGUCUCGCGCUGUCUCUGGCUGUGGUUGGGCGUCCUCGACGAGAUCCAACAGGUCGGUCUGGGCAUGAUUCUUCUGCAGACCCUGACGAGAGUACAUGUUUGUUUCGUCCUAUUAGCCGCGCAGGCGUUGGGGUCGAUCGCUACGAUCUGCGCGCGUGGGUUCGCACCGAAUAAAAUUGGGCCAGGAGAUAUCUCUCCGAAUGUGGGCACGUCACCGACUGCGGUUGGGAAUGCUUGGUUCUGGAUCGCUCUUUUCUUUCAGCUUUUGGCGAGCUUCGGCUUCCUCCUCUUCUACCGUCGGGAACAGCUGAAUAAACCCUAA